AUGGUCGGAGUCAAGCGCCGCGUCGAUAACAGCGAGGAGCGCAAUGGAAAGCGCACCAAGACCAAGCAGGGUGCCGACUCGACCAAGAAAUCGAAGCAGGCUGCGCCCGUGAAAAAGACAGGCAAGAAGGACGCAAAGCCUGGAAAAGACGACAAGAAGAAAUCUUCGAAGAAGAAGGUCCAGCAGGAAGAAUCCGAGGACGAGGACGACUUUGAUCUCGACGAUCUGUCGGACUCUGGAGACGAUGAUCUCGAUGCCCUGGAUACGCUGCCAGAUGGCGAUGUCAACAUGGAUGAUGUGAACGACGAUGACGAGCCCGAUAGCGAGGAGACUGACGAGGGCAAAGGCGAGAAGGGGAAGUCGGCUACGAAGGAGGGAAAUCAGGAGAAAAACGAAAAUGCGUCAAAUAGUGUGUAA
Messenger RNA from Penicillium lagena, 417 nucleotides. RefSeq names its product pumilio domain member 6. The transcript has a single exon. NCBI's taxonomy places the organism in Eukaryota, Fungi, Ascomycota, Eurotiomycetes, Eurotiales, Aspergillaceae. Bases 1 to 417 code for a protein of 138 amino acids. The record is from RefSeq and is a predicted model, not a curated record.